GGUUAGAUUUCUUGUCGCUCAGGAUUAUUCGCGUCAACCAGGAAGGGAGGUGAAAGUCGCUAUUGGCGCAGUUAAGGGAGGAGCUAAGAUGAGGGGGCGCGGCCAACUUUGGAAGGGAGACUAAAGAGAGGGGGCGUGGCUACCUUUUCUGUCGCUCAGGAUACGUCGGAUCAAGUAUGAAGAGUUGGGGCUACGGCGAGAGGCGUGGCUAACUUCCCUGUCGCUCACGUUAGGGCGCGUCACCCCAGACUAAAGCGACAGGGGGCGUGGCUUGAGGUCACGUGGUGAAGAUGGACCCCGUGCUGUACGUCGUGGCGGCGGCGCUCUUGGCGGCGCUCCUGAUUUUCGUCAGUCGCGUCAGAGGACAGACGAGGGCGGAUGAUGAGCAGCACCAGCAGCAAGUGGUGGCCACUGCAGCAGCCAGGCCUCAGCCUCUCACUGCAGAGCGGGGAGAUGGGAUGCCCAGGCGCCGAAGGAACAUGGGGAACCGGUUACUAGCUCAGAGGCGGCAGCAAGCAGAGGAUGCGUUGGAAGAGGAAAAUGAUGGCACUGAAGCUCCUGAGCCCCAGUUUUCUGGAAAGGUUGGUGCAAAGAAACAGCGAAAGUUAGAGGAGAAGCAAGCAAGAAAAGCUCAGCGAGAGGCUGAAGAAGCAGAACGGGAAGAACGAAAGAAGCUUGACAAGAAGCGAGAAGAGGAGAGGUGUAAAGAGGAAGAGAGACAGCGGCAGGAGGAGGAAAAACAGGAGGAAGAAAAGAAGAAGGCAAAAGAAGAGGAGGAACAGCGGGAGUACGAGGAAUAUCUCAAGCUCAAGGAGAGCUUUGUGGUGGAAGAGGAAGGGCUGGAUGAAGCCAUGACAGAGGAGGAGUCCCGUAGCUUUCUAACAGAACUACUUGACUACAUCAAGAAUGCCAAAGUGGUUCUCUUGGAAGACCUGGCUUCCCAUCUGGGCAUAAGGACACAGGAUGCAAUUAAUAGAGUACAGGACCUGAUGGCAGAUGGAACAUUAACAGGUGUAAUUGACGACCGAGGCAAGUUCAUCUACAUCACACCGGAGGAAAUGACUGCCGUGGCUGAGUUCAUUCGUCGGAGGGGACGCGUCUCCAUUACAGAACUGGCUCAACACAGCAAUUCUCUGAUCAACCUAGAACCUGAGCCCAGAGCACUUACUAAGGGGGUGGCAUGAGUUGCCUCUCUGUAUGUCUUGCAGGGCAGGAAUAAAGGUGUACUCAUAAACGGGGCAAAAUCUCCACACCUGUCAUAACACCAAAACAGUAGAUACUAAGUCAAUAAAUAAAAUACUACCAAGAAGAA
Molecule: messenger RNA, 1312 nt
Organism: Sceloporus undulatus (fence lizard)
Lineage: Eukaryota; Metazoa; Chordata; Lepidosauria; Squamata; Phrynosomatidae
Gene: DDRGK1
Product: DDRGK domain containing 1
Exons: 9
Coding region: 291-1184 (297 amino acids)
Source: RefSeq, a predicted model, not a curated record